GGGAUCUCGGGCAGUCAGCACGGCAGGUUCAGGAUCACGGAUGAGGUUUCCCAGGGCCGUGCGGCUUGCCGGCGGGUGGGAAAUCUGUGCUGGACUCGAGCGAAAGGCGCUGAAGCUGGCAUUGUGAAACUCGGGUUCAGGAAGAGGCACGGGAGGUUGGAACGCUGUGGUUUUCCUUAGUCCCUGCCGAGGUUUGGGUAGCCUGGAACAAUAGGCCAAGGCUGAAUAACUUGCGCAGUGACAUUCAGGAUCAGGUUAGACGGGGCUCUAACCUGAGGUGGUUGAGGAUCACGGAAUCAUUAAGGUUGGAAAAGACCUCUAAGAUCAUUGAGUCCAACCAUUAAUUCAGCACCACCGAGGUCACCACCAAACCAUGACCCCAAGUGCCACAUCCACAGGUUGUUUGAACACUUCCAGGGAUGGUGACUCAACCUCUUUUCUGGGCAGCCUGUUUCAAUGCCUGGUCUCCCUUUCAGUGAGGAGAUUUUUCCUAAUAUCCAAUCUAAAUAUCCCAUAACAAAACUUGAAGCUAUUCUCCCUUGUCCUGUCGCUUGUUACCUGGGAGGAGAGACCAACCCCCACCUGGCUACAUCCUCCUUUCAGGUGGUUGUAGAGAGUGACAAGUUCACCCCUGAGCCUCCAUUUUUUUCCGCACUAAACAAUCCCAGUUCCCUCAGCUGCUCCUCUAGACCCUUUAGCAGCUUUGACUUCUGAAUACACUCCUCAAUAUUUUUCCUGGAUUUAGGGACCCAGAACUGGACACAGGACUCAAGGCAGCCUCACCAGUGCUGAGUACAGAGGGACAAUCCCUGCCCUGGUCCUGCUGGCCACACUAUUGCUGAUACAGGCCAGGAUGCCAUUGGCCUUCGUGGCUGCCUGGGCACACUGCUGGCUUAUGUUCAGCUGCUGUCAACCAGCACCCACAGGUCCUUUUCUGCCAGGCAGCUUUCCAGCCACUCUUCCCUCACCCCCUGGUGCUGCCUGGGGUUGUUGUGACCCAAGUGCAGGACCUGGCCCUUGACCUUGUUGAACUUCAUGCAGUUGGCCUCAGCCCAUCAAUCCAGCCUGUCCGGACUCUUCUGCAGAGCCUUCCUGCCCUCAAGUAGAGCAACAUUCCCAUCCAGCUUGGUGUUAUCAAAGAUGUCCCUCCUCAUGCCAGGGAGGCUGGACUAUAUGACUUGUAAAGGUACCUUCUAAUCCAAACUCUAUGAAGAAUAAGGUGUUUUGUUGCUAUGCAUAAAACUCAACACAAAAAACUUGCUGUUGAGGAGUGCUGCAGGUUUUUUGGGCAAGUAAUACAAGAGAUUUACCCCAAAGCACCAUGUCCUGCACCUGCAGCCACCUGACAUCAAAGAAAAUGAAUUCUAGGGUGAGGCUCUAUUUGUUUUGCUUCCUUGGGCACACCCAUGCUCUCAACCUUCAGCCUGCUUCUUAUGGCAGGUAGGAGUGUGUAUCUGCUUCCUCAGGCAUCCUUGGCUUCUGGCAGCAGCACAGAGGGAAGAAGUUCAGAAAUCUGGACUGUGGGGCACAGAUGUUACUUGUGAAAAUACAGUGACACAUCAGGACCAUCAACAUUUCAGAAAGAUGAAUAUGGGACAGAGAGUGGACCAAGCCUCUGCGUAUGCUGUCUCUGAAGCUUUUUCCCUUCAAAAGUCAAGGUGCCCACAGAGGCCUUGGGGUCCUGUGACAAGUUUGGAAACUGCAGAACGGCUGCAAGUUCAUCGUGAGGCCUGUGAGGAAGCCCAGGAGCUGCUCAGUAACUGGAUGAAGUCCCAUUUGGAACUGGAGCUGAGUGAUGGAGAAGAGGAAGCUGACUCUGUCCUUCAGGAAGAGCCUUCUGCAACCCCUCCAAAGUAUGAUCACUUUGAUGACUUGUGCAGUUAUCUGGAAUGUGAAAUGGAAAGUUCCUCUGUCCAGAAUUACCUCCAGCAUCUUUUGCAGAGUGAAGCUGUGAACUGUGGGAUAGCAAAACAUCUUAGACUUGAAGAGAUCAAGGAAAAAAACAAACUUUCAGAUCCACGGAUAAUCAUGGAGCUCAGACACAAGCAGGUGAAAGAAAACCGAAUGAGGCAUCAGAAGGCUUUAGAGCUUCAGAGACAAGAAGAGUCCCUGAAGAAAGCAAUUCUGUCUGAGGCCAGGCUCCAAGCACAGGAGGAGGACAGAAGGAAGGCCCUGCAGGCUAAGAAGGAGGAAGAGGAGAUCCAGAGGGAAAUAGUGAAGCUGAGAAAGGAAAUGGCUGAGAGGAAGUACACCAUGGCAAAAGUUUGGAGAAUGGAGGGAAAGAGACAAGAAAAAACUCAGAAGCUGUCAAUGCAGGAGGUGUCUGCUGUGUCACCACCCCUGAAGAGAGAAGAGCAAGGAGAGGAGAAACAGAAGAAGACUCAGGAGUUGCUGCGCAGGAUUCACACCAGUAAGCAGAGAUGCUUGCAGCGACAUUUCUCUGCUUGGCUGAAAGUCGUUCUGGAGCAUAGAAUUAAAAUGGGAAAAGCCAGAGCCCUUGCUGACUGGAGAUGCCAGCUGAAGGCCCUGCGAGCUUGGAGAAACUAUACUUGGGCCCAGAAAGUAGAGCAGGAGACAGAGCAAUUGGAAGUUCAUGUCCAAGAUCAAAACAGGAAAACCCAACUGGCUGUGGAGCACAACCAGCGAUGCCUCCUGCGCUGCUGCUUUCUGGCCUGGCAGCGCUGGAGCCGAGCAGAGACGGAAAAGCGAGAGCUGCAGAUGAAAAGGGAGCAGACAAAGAGAAAGAUGCAACAGCUGCUGGAGGCUGUAUCACUGGGGACAGGUGGGGACAGGCCACUGGAGGUUAACAAGCCUGGGAUGGCAGAAGUAAACCACCAUCAAGAUUUACAGCUAGACAAGCCAACUGAAACUUGCCUCAUACAGAAAGAGCCUGAUCAGACCAGAGACCAGUCUUGUUGGGAUAUUGUUCACACAUCUCGUUUCUGCAGAAACCCCAAAUUUGCCUGGCAGAUUACCAUUAAACAUGCAGCCCUGAGUGCCCAGGACCAGGCUAUGUACAGGAAUCAAAUAGCCACAGUCCUCCAGCAGUUUCAGGCACCCAGUCCAAAGACAUCUGCUUGUGGUAGUCGUUUUGAGCACCGUCACGCCUUCCAGCAACGUGUGAUUGAGGAGCAGAGGCAGCAGCUUCAGAAACAGCAUGAGCUGAUCCUUAAACUGCAGGAAAAUCAGAAGCUGAGCAGAGAUAAAGAAGAGGGAGCACAAGCUAUGGCUGUAACCCAGAUGUUUAACAGUUCUGCUUCUCAAUCCAUGGAGAAAAAAGAAUCCAGUUGCAAGAAUACAACCCCUUUGAGCCCACCUGAUUCUCAUGGGCCAGAAAGCACAAGGGCAGCAAUGCAAGGCAGGAGGCCUUCCAGCAGGCUGACCUCACCUCAUCCCAUACUAAAAGGGAUGGAGGAGAGAGCAAUUCAGCGGGCAGAACAGAAGAGGAAAAUAGAAGAAGCCAAAAAACGAAAAGCAGAGGAAAAAUUGGCCCAGCUGAAGGCUGAAGAGGAAGCACGACAAAGGAAGGAAGCUGAGGACAAAGAAGCACAGCGGGAAAAACGCCGGGAGGAGAGAAGGCAGCAGAAGCUGAAAGAACUGGAGAAGCAGAGAAGGCUGGAGAAAGAACAGCAGCUCCAGAAAAAGGCUAGAGAUCACUAUGAUAAGGUCCUUCUCAGAAAGCUAGGAAUAGUGCCAUGGAAAAGGCUGAGGGAGCAAGCCAAGGAAAACCUAGUGGUGGCACAAAGGCACCACAGCUUGGGCCUGCAGAGGAAAUGCCUGAUGACUUGGCUGCAGAAUGCCCAGCAGAGUCUCAGGGAGAAGAUGUCUCGGGCUGAGGACUUCAAUUCCCAUAUGUUACUGAGAUGGGGCUUCAGGAACUGGUUAAAGUACAAGGAUUAUCUCUCUGCUCAGGAGGAGAGAGCGAGCACCUUUCGCACAGUCUGCCUCAUGAGGAAGUGCUUCUGGGCAUGGUUUGAUCAUAUCAUGGAGGAAAAAAGGGCCUUAUGGCAGAGGCUGAAGAUUGCUGCUGAACACAGUAACAAGAGAAUUACAUUGAACGCAUUUAAGGCAUGGAGGCAGUACCCAUUACUGAUGAAAAAGGAAAGGGAAAGAGAGGAAAGAAGAAACCAGCUACGGAGGAGAGUAGCUGAAAUUCUCCCCAAUUUCCAAACAAGACAGAAGAGAGUCGGAUGAGAUGGGAAGGAGACAACAAGACCAGUUCAGUUCAGUGCUAUCUCCUUGCUGACUGAAACAAGUCCAGGGGGAAGGCUUACAAAGUACAGAGGAUCUUAGAGCAAAAAGGAGCUCCCUGUGGUCACUGUUGUUGUAAACGAAGCAGAGAUGGAAGCUCAUCUGACAGUUCCAUGUUGCACUUCAUGAACUUAGUCCUUUUUAAGCUUCUGUAGGGGUGUCUUGGCUUGUGGCUAUGAAGCCCAGAUAACCAAAGCCUAGCAUAGGCUGUCUUUGAGGCCAAGGCCAUUUCCACAUGCAGAGCUAGCUGCAGCCAUGACAUGAAUCCUCCUCCAUCCAAGGAAGCUCAGAACUGAACUGCACCUCUUUUUGCUGAAGCAGUAACCUGGUGCUUUUCUGUUGGCAGUACUAUGUAGGGUGACAGCUUGUCCAGAGGGCAGACAGACCUGAUUGUCAGCUGACUCCUAACUACUGCUGUGAACUUGGCCACCCAGAGCACAGUUUCUACCUAACUGUGCCAGGAAAGUUUGGAUGGGAGGGGGAAAGAGAAGAGUUUUUUUAUGCAAACCAUAAUUGCUAAUGAUCCAGAUGACAUAAUUGCAUACAGAAGGUCUAAAACCUGGGUCCUUUUUGUAAGAGGCUGCCUUGUUUGCCCACUGGCCAGUUCAUAAGCACAGUGCUUUGAUUUUGGUACCAUGCAGUGGUCCCAAGUUUAUGAGCCUCAACUGUCAUUUAAACAUUUUCCAAGCUGUUUAAUAUUUCAGGGUGUAUUGUGCAAGUCUUGAUUCAGUGUUUCACUUGAUGCAGUACUUCAAAGAAAAGAAAAGACAAAACUCCAAGAAAAAGGCAGAUUGUAGCUUUUACAGAAGCUAAAGCUGACAUGAUUAAAAUGGAAGUUUCAUACUACUGUUUAACCUUAACCUGCAGCAUAAUGCAGACAGAGUAAUGCCAUUCAGGUACACUAUGUCUUCGUAACAACAUAAGGCGGAAAGCUGGAAUAAUUUCCCUUUCACAGCAAGAUAGGCAAAGCUCUCCAAAAGCAUUUGGCAGUACAGGAAGUACUUGAGUAACCCCAGAAAGACAACAGUUUGCUGUUAUCUUGUAACAGAUCAUUAGUAAAACCCAUAUAUGCACUGAAAGUUUGCAAUAAACCAAAU
Molecule: messenger RNA, 5348 nt
Organism: Serinus canaria (Common canary)
Lineage: Eukaryota; Metazoa; Chordata; Aves; Passeriformes; Fringillidae
Gene: CCDC191
Product: coiled-coil domain containing 191
Exons: 16
Coding region: 1585-4194 (869 amino acids)
Molecular function (GO): phosphatase binding
Source: RefSeq, a predicted model, not a curated record